CCUACUAAAAAGAAUGUACCAAAAUGUGGAUUCAUUAGUUUUCAAGCCAAGUUCUAUAUACAGAAAGUUUUAGCAAGUUCUGUUUACCACGGGUAUCUUCGAUUUAUUUGAUUUAAAGCCAAGAGAUUAAGGACUCAAAGCUGAGAGCGAGCACAGGAGAAUGAGAGGGAGAAGCAGACACCCGCCAAACAGAGAGCCUGACAUGGGACUCGAUCCCAGGAUCCUGGGAUCAUGACCUCAGCCGAAGGCAGACGCUUAACCCACUGAGCCACCCAGGCUCCCCUCUCUGCCACAACUACUAAACCAUGCAAAAUGCCCAGCAGCCAGCCUGAAGCUCCCUAAACUCAGGGCUCCCAGGCCCUCAUGGCCCUCCUGUAGCACCCGCGUCAUCUGCCAUUUGGUAUCUCUUGGAGAAGAAGCUGAAUCUAGAAUUCUUGAUGGCUAGAGAUGGUUGCAGCCGUGGCAUUGCCUCGUCCACCUUCCCCAACCCAGUCUGUGUGAACCUGGAAUCUGAGCCUACGAGUGUGCCAGCACAGCAGCCCUUACUCAAGUCUUUGGCCCAUCUUCCAAACCAGAUUCCUCCCUUCAGCCCUAUUACAUAUAGAUUCUGGAGACAUCAUUGAACAGAGAGAUGGAAGAAAAGGAGGAGAGAAAAUUGAUGCUUUAACAACCCACCUAUCAAUACAUGAAGGUGUAUUGUGUAUUGUGUUUGUGACAACUGGAAAGGCUUGGAAGGGGUUAUUUGAUUACCCAGAGGCCUUGACUGUGCAGGCUCUGACCUUCACACAGCUCACCACUAACUGCAACCUCCACGUGGCCCCUCCAUCUGCACACUGGGGAUUGUCAUAUGAUUUGCCUCACGAGGUUACUGUGAGGUAAUGUAUGGAGGAGGCUUGGCCAAUGACUUGUACCUACUUGUACCUAUAUGUGGAUGCUAAGUUAACCAUUUAUUUAUGAUCUCCAUAGCCUUGCAACUUUUGGGGGGCAGUAACAGGACAGACAGUGUAUUUUUCAUUUAUUUGAUAAACACCUUCUUCUUUCUGAAAUCCCAGUUGAAUUGCUGUGGGGCCUUCUGUCACGAGUAUGAUUAGCCCACUCAGGGGUGUGGGGUGGGUACAGAGCCACCUGAAGUCCCAGGGCAGCAUGCAUUGGAAAAAGGUUGAGCCUGGUGUGUUAGGGAGUCCUGGUAGGGAAGCAAGGCUUGCUUCUGGGAUGCUCUCUGCAGGUAAAUAAGUGCCUGGUGGCUGCCUGAGGACUGCCUAUUGCUUCCAGAAUUACUAUCCCGUGCCCACAUAAAGUCUGGUGCCUGGAAACCUCCCACGUGGGUGCUUUGAGCAUUCUGCUGGUCAGGCAGUGGAAGGAGCACUGCAUGGGAGUCAUAGGCCUGGUUUCUAGCGCUGGUUCUUCAGCCAGGGGGACUCUGCAAGUUGUACCUGUAAGUGGAGAGAUGACCUCUUCAGGUGAUUCCUCCUCAGUCUCUUCCAUUGUACUGAGAAUUGGGAAACAUCAUAACCCCAAACUCCCUCCACCCAGAGAAGUGCUGGAACACGACCCAGAGGGUCUGAGCGCGUGCGUGAGGGACUUUUAUUACUCUAGAGCCCACUUGCUGACUUCAGUCCUUCUGCGCCUUCUCCACCUAGGCCUCCCGGGGGCCAUCAGGGGUCCCUACAGAGUCACCUCUCCGGUGAUUCUGGUGGUGGGGUCUCAGAGCCAAAGGCUGUCUGACCUUCGCUGUCAGUAGAGGUUCUCUAGUGAAGAUGGUGUAACUGACAGGGGCCGCAAAGACACCGACUACAGGACUAAUGCUUCAAAGUCUAAUUUACGAAGUUUUGGCAAGUCAGCCGCCCCAGGGAGGGGAGGGCAGCCCGCUGAAGGCGAGGGAAACACAGGGAGGGGCGUGGGGAACUGUCCAGAGAGCGAGGACUACAAACUUGCAGAAAGACACGCGACCUUCAGUCCCCUGGGGUACCGGGCGCGCCGCCGUGUCCCGGCCCCUUCCCUCAACUCGUCCAGAUCUCAGUGACAGUCACCUGCAGGGGACCCCACGCCCCCCCACCCCGGCCCGGGCGUGCCCCCUGCGGAGAGGGGACCCGCUUCCGCCAGGGUGCCCCGCUCCGACGGGGCAGAGGGACGCACUGCAGGGGGGCGGCAGAGGAAGCGGGUGGGCGCAGCGGAGCGCGACCCCCGGCCGGCGGCUGCGGCGCGAGUUCGCGGCCCGCGGGUUCCCACCCGGCGGCGGGGCUCUGGGGCUUGGCCAAGGUUCAGCACGCCCGCCGCCGCCGCCGCCGCUCCCCGCCCCCCCCUCCCCGGGUCCCUGGAGGCUCCGCGGCUGCCGGAGCGAGAGGUGGAGCCGAGCCCGCGGCGGCCGCGCAGGAGGGAAAGUUCGGCGGCGGCGGGAGCCGCGGGGACCGGCCGGGCAGCCCGGAGGGCGCCUCGCGAUUCCUUUCCGUUUCACGGGAAGAAGCCCAGGUAUUUUCACCCAGAGGAGGGACGAUGUAGCUCCAGGCUCAGCUUCUCUCCUCAUACUUGCAGCCUACAUGGGAUUGCAUUUAGGACCUACCCAGACAAUCCAGGAUAAGCUCUUCCUCGGGAGAUCAUUAACGUCACAUCUUUUGCCACAGAAGGUUAAGGAAAGGAUAUUUACAGUAAGCAUGACCAUAACCUUUCAAGCUGAACCAAAUUUGUAAUGUAAUGGUUAUUUUUAGUUCCUGAAAUGGAAUGGAUUCAUCGAGGUCCUCCUGCGUGCACAGCACAGCUCAGCAUGAUAGAUGGAGGUGACCUGCGUAUGUUCCCUUGCUUAUCACUUAUUUAUUCCACAAAUAUUUACUGAAUGCCUGCUGUGUGCCAGGUGCUGUUCUAGGAGCUUGGGAGUCUGUGAUGAACAACACAGAUAAGGAUUUUACUUUCAUGGAGUUUCUGUUCCAGUGAAUUGAUAUUUCAGAAAUUGAUGUUUCUGAUGAGUUCUGAUAGGUGUGAAGGAGUAAACAUUACAG
Messenger RNA from Lutra lutra (Eurasian river otter), 2993 nucleotides. Its product is annotated as basic proline-rich protein-like. The coding region runs from base 1803 to 2687 and encodes 294 amino acids. The transcript is spliced from 7 exons. The record is from RefSeq and is a predicted model, not a curated record. Lineage: Eukaryota; Metazoa; Chordata; Mammalia; Carnivora; Mustelidae.